Molecule: messenger RNA, 2737 nt
Organism: Malurus melanocephalus (red-backed fairy wren)
Lineage: Eukaryota; Metazoa; Chordata; Aves; Passeriformes; Maluridae
Gene: THBS3
Product: thrombospondin 3
Exons: 21
Coding region: 62-2737 (891 amino acids)
Biological process (GO): cell adhesion
Cellular component (GO): extracellular region
Molecular function (GO): calcium ion binding; heparin binding
Source: RefSeq, a predicted model, not a curated record
UCCCCCGUGCGCCACCCCGCCCCGCCGCGCUCCGCUCCGCACCGGCGGCACCGGCGGUACCAUGGGGACACCGGGGAGCCCCGCGCUCCUGGCGCUGCUGCUGCUGGGCGCCGCCGCCGCCGCGCGUCCGGGGCUGCAAGUCAUCGACCUGCUGCUGGUGAGCGAGGCUCGGCARAUGGCCAGCGUGGCCCACAAGAUCCGUAUGGAGCUCCUGACCGUCAAUGACGUGUACCUCCUGUCCACCUUCCGCCUGCCCCCCAAGCAGGGGGGGACCCUCUUCGGCCUCUACUCCAAGAAGGACAACACUCGGUGGCUGGAGGUCUCCGUGGUGGGGAAGAUCAACAAAGUCCUGGUGCGGUACCUGCGUGAGGACAACAAGGUGCACUCGGUCAACCUGCAGCACGCGCAGCUGGCGGACGGGCAGAGCCACUCUGUCAUCGUGCGCCUGAGCGGGCUGCGGAGGGACACGCUGAGCGUGGAGCUCUACGUCGACUGCAAGCAGACGGACUCCAGCGUGGGGCUGCCCGAGCUGUCCGAGAUCCCCCUGGGUGAGGUGGAGUCCAUCGAGGUGCGCACAGGGAUGAAGUCCUACCAGAGGAUGCAGGGGUUCAUAGAGUCAAUGAAGCUGAUCCUGGGAGGGUCCAUGAGCCGUGUGGGGGCCCUGAGCGAGUGCCCUUUCCAAGGAGAUGAGUCCAUUCACAGUGCAGUGACAAGCGUGCUGGCCUCCAUCCUGGGUGAGCAGACCAAGGCACUGGUCACGCAGCUGACCCUCUUCAACCGGGUCCUGAGCGAGCUGCGGGAAGACAUUAGGGACCAGGUGAAGGAGAUGUCCCUGAUCCGCAACACCAUCAUGGAGUGCCAGGUCUGCGGCUUCCACGAGCACCGGUCCCGCUGCAAYCCCAACCCCUGCUUCAGUGGCGUGGACUGCAUGGAGACGUACGAGUACCCCGGGUACCGCUGCGGGCCCUGCCCGCCGGGGCUGGAGGGCAACGGCACRCACUGCGUGGACAUCGAGGAGUGUGCCCAUGCCAACCCCUGCUUCCCCGGCUCCAAGUGCAUCAACACAGCCCCCGGGUUCCGCUGCGAGCCCUGUCCCCGUGGCUAUCGAGGCAACACCGUCUCUGGCGUGGGGGUGGACUAUGCYAAGGCCAGCAAACAGGUUUGCACAGACAUCGACGAGUGCAACGAUGGGAACAACGGGGGCUGUGACCCCAACUCCAUCUGCACCAACACAGUGGGAUCCUACAAGUGCGGGCCCUGCAAGUCGGGCUUUGUGGGGAACCAGACAUCGGGCUGCAUCCCKCAGAGAUCCUGCCGCACUCCCACCUCCAACCCCUGCGACAUCAACGGCUUCUGCCUGUUUGAGAGGAAUGGGGAGAUCUCCUGCGCGUGCAACGUGGGCUGGGCUGGCAAUGGCAACGUGUGUGGGCCGGACACGGAUCUGGACGGGUACCCCGAUGAGCCCCUGCCCUGCAUCGACAACAACAAGCACUGCAAGCAGGACAACUGCCGCCUGACGCCCAAUUCGGGGCAGGAGGAUGCUGACAACGAUGGAAUCGGAGACCAAUGUGAUGAUGAUGCUGAUGGUGAUGGCGUCAAGAAUGUGGAGGACAACUGCCGGCUCUUCCCCAACAAGGACCAGCAGAAUUCAGACACCGACUCCUUUGGGGAUGCCUGUGACAACUGCCCCAACGUGCCCAACAACGACCAGMGGGACACAGACAGCAAUGGCGAGGGGGACGCUUGUGAUAACGACAUCGAUGGGGACGGGAUUCCCAACAUGCUGGAUAACUGCCCCAAGGUGCCCAACCCUCUGCAGACCGAYMGGGACGAGGACGGGGUYGGGGAYGCCUGUGACAGYUGCCCCGAAAUGAGYAACCCCACUCAGACAGAUAUGGACAGUGACCUGGUAGGAGACAUCUGUGACACCAACGAGGACAGYGAUGGGGAYGGGCACCAGGACACCAAGGACAACUGYGCCGAGAUCCCCAACAGCUCCCAGCUGGACUCGGACAACGACGGGCUGGGGGAUGACUGUGACAACGACGAUGACAACGAUGGCAUCCCGGACUACGUGGCACCUGGCCCAGACAACUGCCGCCUCAUCCCCAACCCCAACCAAAAAGACUCGGACGGGAAUGGCGUGGGUGAUGUCUGUGAGGAGGAUUUCGACAAUGACACGGUGGUGGACCAGCUGGACGUGUGCCCCGAGAGCGCCGAGGUGACGCUGACCGACUUCCGCGCCUACCAGACGGUCAUCCUGGACCCCGAGGGGGAYGCCCAGAUCGACCCCAACUGGGUUGUCCUCAACCAGGGCAUGGAGAUCGUGCAGACCAUGAACAGCGACCCGGGUUUGGCUGUGGGUUACACAGCCUUCAACGGRGUGGACUUUGAGGGCACCUUCCACGUCAACACCAUCACCGACGACGACUACGCCGGCUUCAUCUUCAGCUACCAGGACAGCGCCAGCUUCUACGUGGUGAUGUGGAAGCAGACRGAGCAAACCUACUGGCAGGCCACCCCGUUCCGCGCCGUGGCCGAGCCGGGGCUGCAGCUCAAGGCGGUGAAAUCCUCGACGGGUCCUGGCGAGCACCUGCGCAACGCGCUGUGGCACACGGGCCACACGCCCGACCACGUCCGCCUGCUCUGGAAGGACCCUCGGAACGUCGGCUGGAGGGACAAGACGUCCUACCGCUGGCAGCUGGCACACAGGCCCCAGGUGGGCUACAUCAGGUGA